Messenger RNA from Trypanosoma cruzi, 1197 nucleotides. RefSeq lists its product as uncharacterized. The transcript has a single exon. The record is from RefSeq and is a predicted model, not a curated record. Bases 1 to 1197 code for a protein of 398 amino acids. Lineage: Eukaryota; Euglenozoa; Kinetoplastea; Trypanosomatida; Trypanosomatidae.
AUGAGGAAAUUUGCGGGUGGUAUCUUAUUUUUGGACAAAUUUUCCCGUCCGCAAUUAGUGGAGUUUGUUGUUCUGGGAGCUAUUGCUGUGGCUUCCUUUCUGCUCAUGGUAUUUCUGCCGAUCUCACGGGUAUACUGCGCUAUUGCCCUGAUUAUUGUCAUCAUUUGCGGAUUGCGGUUGUGGCGGCUUUUGCCCAGCGACAGGCGACGUGUCUUGAGGGAGGCGCACCAGAUGGCUGACGCCAUGUUGUUGGCACGUCGGUCGACCAAUGCAGCCCCCAUGAUGGCGCUAUCCACGCAGUUGCCUCCUUCUCAGACUGCCUUGACGCAGGCUCCAUUCAUGCCGCUCGCGCAGUGUGCUCCAUGUAUGCAGUCUGGGUUUGGGCAAGUUGCGGCACUCCCUACGCAACAGUUUCUGGCAACUUCAAUGGGUUUUCCAUAUCGACAAAAUCAGGUUUUGAUGAUGAACUCAAUGGUACAGCCAUCUCCACAGCAGCAACAGGCGAUGCUGUCGACCUCCAUGGUACAGCCAUCUCCACAGCAGCAACAGGCGAUGCUGUCGACCUCCAUGGCACAGCCAUCCCCACAGCAGCAACAGGCGAUGCUGUCGACCUCCAUGGCACAGCCAUCCCCACAGCAGCAACAAGCGAUGCUGUCGACCUCCAUGGCACAGCCAUCCCCACAGCAGCAACAGGCGAUGCUGUCGACCUCCAUGGCACAGCCAUCUCCACAGCAGCAACAGGCGAUGCUGUCGACCUCCAUGGCACAGCCAUCUCCACAGCAGCAACAAGCGAUGCUGUCGACCUCCAUGGCACAGCCAUCUCCACAGCAGCAACAAGCGAUGCUGUCGACCUCCAUGGCACAGCCAUCUCCACAGCAGCAACAAGCGAUGCUGUCGACCUCCAUGGCACAGCCAUCUCCACAGCAGCAACAGGCGAUGCUGUCGACCUCCAUGGCACAGCCAUCUCCACAGCAGCAACAGGCGAUGCUGUCGACCUCCAUGGCACAGCCAUCUCCACAGCAGCAACAGGAAAUGAUGGCUAACACGCCGACACAGACGCAUCCAGUGCGUUUUGUUUUACAACAGGCGUCACGUGUUCCAAAGGCAUUAUCGCCGAAACACCAACAUUCGAUGGGCGCUGGCAAUAGGCUGCCAAAGCAACGGCAAGAUUUGAGGAGCAAGACUCAAUUUGGCUAA